UCAUAUUGUUUAAGUGUUCUACUGGGAACGUUGAGAGGAAGGGAUGACUUCAUUGUGAUGUUUGUUGUCAUCAAAGAGAACUAUAGAUUUAAGAAAAAUUAGAUGUGGAAUAAUUCAGGAAAUCUUCUCUCUUCAAUAAAUGAGGAGAAGCAUGGAGAGAGGCUUCCAGUACUAGCAAGCUCAUAAAAAACCUAAAGUACAGCAAUAGUAACUCAGUGAAUGUGAGAGUGCCAGAAAGAUGUUCUAAGUGAUGAGCUAUAUAUUUAUUAUUUAUAUUAUGUUCAGUUAUUCAAAUAUCCCUGUCUUCUCAGUCCCUAAUUAUGUUGGUCCUCAAUAAUACCAAUGCUCAACUUCUGACCUUCUUCCUGACGGGUAUCCCAGGCCUGAGAGCAGCCCAGGUCUGGGUCUCCAUCCCUUUUUGUCUCCUGUAUGUCAUCGCCCUCUCUGGGAACAGCAUGAUCCUAUUUGUGGUCCUCCGUGAGCAGAACCUCCAUGAGCCCAUGUAUUAUUUCCUCUCUAUGCUUUCAGCCAUCGACCUGAGCUUAUCCCUGUGCACACUUCCUACUACCCUUGGUGUUUUCUGGUUUGAAGCUCGCGAAAUCACCUUAAAUGCCUGCAUUGCCCAGAUGUUCUUUCUCCAUGGAUUUACUUUCAUGGAGUCUGGGGUUCUAUUGGCCAUGGCCUUUGACCGUUUUGUAGCCAUCUGUGAUCCACUGAGAUAUGCCACCAUCCUCACCAAUGCCAGGAUUGCCCAGAUUGGGAUAAGCAUGUUGAUAAGGAACGUUGCUGUAAUGUUACCAGUGGUGCUCUUUGUCAAGAGGCUGUCCUUCUGCCGUGCUGUGGCCCUCUCACAUUCUUACUGCUACCAUGUCGAUCUCAUUCAACUCUCAUGCACAGACAACAGAAUCAACAGCAUCCUUGGUCUGUUUGCACUUUUUUCCACGACGGGGUUUGAUUGUCCUUGCAUCUUGAUCUCCUAUGUCCUGAUCAUUCGAUCUGUUCUCAACAUUGCCUCCUCUGAGGGGCGGCAAAAAGCCUUCAACACCUGCAUAUCCCACAUCAGCGCUGUUGCCAUCUUCUACAUCCCUCUCAUCAGCUUGUCUCUUGUCCAUCGCUAUGGCCAUUCAGCACCUCUGUUUGUCCACACCAUCAUGGCCAAUGUCUUCCUUCUCAUCCCUCCUGUGCUCAACCCUAUCAUCUACAGUGUGAAGACUAAGCAGAUUCGAAAGGCUAUUGUCAAGGUCUUAAUUCAGAAGCAACAAAUCUAAUCAUUAGUAAUCUCAGAGUAGAGACAAAGCCAUUUAUGAAUGAAUGCCUUGGUAGAAUGGUGUAAUUAUCCCCAAAUGGCCUACAUGUGCUUUCAACAACCUAAACUAUGCAACUUACAGGUUGUGUGAUAUUUGCUUAGUUUCCUUGUCAGUAAUUCCACAUUAAUGUUGCCUAAAUUUUGUUUCAUUUUCAAUGUAAAGUGAGAUAUGUAUGUAAACAACUAUUCAUAUGUGCAAGUACUAUGUGUCCUGAAUAAAAUGUUCAUUCAGCUGCAUACGAUAAGUCCAGAUUUAAUG
Messenger RNA from Felis catus (domestic cat), 1565 nucleotides. Its product is annotated as olfactory receptor 51F2. Gene Ontology annotation, cellular component: membrane. Gene Ontology annotation, biological process: G protein-coupled receptor signaling pathway. Gene Ontology annotation, molecular function: olfactory receptor activity; G protein-coupled receptor activity. The transcript has a single exon. The record is from RefSeq and is a predicted model, not a curated record. NCBI's taxonomy places the organism in Eukaryota, Metazoa, Chordata, Mammalia, Carnivora, Felidae. Bases 321 to 1268 code for a protein of 315 amino acids.